This is a messenger RNA of Aphis gossypii (cotton aphid), 2416 nucleotides long. RefSeq names its product nibrin. The record is from RefSeq and is a predicted model, not a curated record. The transcript has 11 exons. Gene Ontology annotation, cellular component: Mre11 complex. NCBI's taxonomy places the organism in Eukaryota, Metazoa, Arthropoda, Insecta, Hemiptera, Aphididae. Gene Ontology annotation, biological process: double-strand break repair via homologous recombination; mitotic G2 DNA damage checkpoint signaling. Bases 220 to 2244 code for a protein of 674 amino acids. Gene Ontology annotation, molecular function: damaged DNA binding; protein binding.
CAAGGCAGUAAGGCACUCACUACUUACAAUUUAAAUUUUAAAUAUUUUUAUUGUUGGAAUGUGCUUAUGAACAAUAAAUUUGUAGAUUUUACUGUCUACCGUCUGAUUUUUGGUGUUCUGUUUCUGUUUGUAAACCAAUAAUCAUCGUAGACAGUAUUGUGGUGUUAACGAAUACAAAAUAGUGAAACAAUAAAACGCGGUUUUUCAAUUUAUAAUAAAAUGGACUGUGGUAAACAAAACGAUUUACUGUUGUCCAUACCGACAUUAAUAAAUGAAAAAACGCAGGAAUGCUAUGACGUGUUGUUGAAAAAGACUCACCUGAUCGGUCGCUCUGGAUUUGGUGCUGAUCUAGAAAUAUCGGAUGAUACAUCUAUUAGUCGUUCUCAUGCACAUCUAAUUCUUGUCAAAAAAAAAUUUGGCAGUAAAGCGAAACUGUUUUUGACUCUUGAAGACAAGAAAUCCAAGUAUGGAACUUUUAUAAAUGAUUUUGAUGAACGAAUUAUUAGUGAUUGCCCUAGAGUUUUAAAGUUUGGAGACAAAAUUCGUUUUGGCAUAAUGGAUAGUAUUUGGACUGUUGUGAAAUAUCCUUUAAUUGUUUGUCCAUCAACAUUGAAAUCAGCGGAAAAAGAAAUAUUGAGAAAUCUAAUGGCAAAAAUUGGAGGAGAAGUAUCACGUGAUUGGUCUGAAAAUUGUUCACACCUCUGCAUGAAUUCUGUUACUGUUACAGAAAAGGUCUUAUUAUGUCUAGCAUCUGCAAAAUCAAUUGUACUCUUGAAGUAUUUUAUUGAUUUAUAUGAAGCAUUAUCACCUGAUUCAUUGUCGGAAAUACCAUUCUGUGUGGAUUACAAGCCUAAAUUGGUCGAAAGUCUUUUAAACCCAAGUACAUUGUCAUUAGACGUAAAUAACAAACGUAAAAAAAUAUUUUCUGGCAAGACAUUUAUAUGCUCUACGGUUAAUCAAUUUAAUCGUAUCUCAAAAUUAGUGAAAUUAGCAGGUGGGGAAAUAAUUAAUUAUUCUGAUGGAAUUUUAUCUGAUGACGAUAUCUUAAGCUGUACAAAUUAUAUUCUAAUGCAACAAGACUCAAAAAGUUUGGAAGUUAAUAAUACUUACCAACGGAUUCUGGAAAAGCUUAGAAUGAUGAACAAAAGAUCAAUACCAGAAAAUGAUAUUGGAUUUGCUAUUAUUUUUACAAGUACUGCAAAACAUUGUAAUAUUAAUUACAAUAUUUCCUUAGUCAAUCUUGAAUCUCAACCCAAUGCAAUUAAAUCACAAGAUUCUGUUAUACUAGCUCCUGAAACUGAGGUUUUAACUGUUAAUGAUAGUGAAAUAUUUUCAGUUAAUACUAUACCAGAUUCUCUUGCAAACACGCAAGGUGCUUUUAAGAGACCAUUAGAAGUGGUAAAUGAUUCUGAAGAUAUAAUACCAACAAAACGUCCCUUAUUGGCAUACAAUGAAGAAAAAAUCAACAAUAUAAAAACAAUAACAGUUGAAGAAGAUUUGUUUCAACAAGUAAUUGAACCAACUCCAUCCAGUAGUGACCACAAUGUACAAAGUCCAGCAUCUAAGACUCCAACCGUUGAUAAUGUAUAUACAAAUGAUUUGUGUUUAACCACAAUACCUAGCUCACAUUACAGUUCCAACACUAAUGAAAAUUGGCUUCAAGGCACAAUAGCUGAAAAUAGUAUUAGCAAUGCUAAUGAUUUAUUCUCUAAUACUACUGAAAACCAGGCUGUUCCUACUAAAAGAAAGAUAUCUAAUGAUUUCCCAGUGUUUAAUAAUGAAAGUGAAGACCCAUUUAACUAUAUGGAUAUCGACGAAAUUGAAGAACACCCCAAAAAAAAGCCAAAGAAAAAAGAUAUGAAUUCAAUAUUUCUUACUGAGGUUGACACAUCAUCCAAUAAUAAAAAUAAAUCAUCUAAUACUGUGGAGACUAAUGUCGAUGUAGCAAUAGAUCCUAAUUUUGUUAUGAAUUUACUUUCUGAGCCCAAAGGUACUGGACAGUUCAUAGAUGCGAGUAUACUCUCUGAUAAAUCGUCUAAUAUGCAAGCAGAUACUGAACAUGAUUACUUAAUAAAUUCUGUGAUUGUGGAAACUAUAAGCAUGGUGGUGUCCAGACCUACAAAAACUACAAGCUUUAAUCAAGAAAAUAACACUAAUCUUAAAAACUUCAAAAAAUUUAAAAAGAAAGGACCAACUAUGCGAAUUCCAUAUAUUGUUCCAAUGGAAUACACACAAAUCGACUAAAAUAGCUUUAUCUUUUUCUAUUAAAAAUUGAAUUAUAUUAUGUAUUUGAGUUAAGUUUUGGUUAAUUAAAAUUUUUUUACUUGUUUAUUUAUGUAUAAAAAUAAGCUAUAUUGUAUGUGUUAAUGUUUAGUUGAGUUCUACAUAAAAUAAAAAUAUAUUUUUAUUAUCAGUA